Molecule: messenger RNA, 912 nt
Organism: Orycteropus afer afer
Lineage: Eukaryota; Metazoa; Chordata; Mammalia; Tubulidentata; Orycteropodidae
Gene: TMCO5A
Product: transmembrane and coiled-coil domains 5A
Exons: 11
Coding region: 1-912 (303 amino acids)
Source: RefSeq, a predicted model, not a curated record
AUGGAAGAACACAAGGAAGAACAAUUAGAUCUUGAGUUGGAAAAAAUGGAAAUCUCAAGAUUGGCACAAUCAAAAAGAAAUAUUAACAGUUUGAACAUGGACCUUGAAAGGGAUAUGCAGAGAAUAGAUGAAGCAAAUCAGGACCUUCUUCUCAAAAUCCAAGAGAAAGAAGAUGAGAUUCAGAGGCUGGAAAGUGAGAUCAAUCAGACAGGAGACCUGGCAGAAGAUGAGGAAUGGGAGAAGGAGAACUGCACAACCAUUGAAAGGGAAAGAGCCAUGCAGGAGCUGGAAGAAGAAACAGCCAGACUUGAAAGGAAGAAUGAAACACUGGUGCACAGUAUAACAGAACUUAAAAGAAAGCUUACAAGGAGAAUACAUAAGACAAUCAGGAAUGAACAAGGCAAUAUAGAUGAAACCUUGGAAGAGUCAAAGGUUAAGUUACAACAGCUGGAAACAUCCUGUGUAGAUCAAGAGACGGAGCUGGCCAAGGUAAUGGACGACUAUGCAUUUGUGAUUCAGCUCUGUGAAGAUCAGGCCCUCUGCAUAAAGAAAUAUCAGGAAACUUUGAGGAAAAUAGAAGAAGAACUAGAGACUCGAUUCCUUGAGAAAGAAGUAUCAAAAGUGUUGAGCAUAAACUCUGAAAGAAAACAGCGUAACAGUCAAAAUAAUGAGGAUAAUUCUAUCCAAAAGAAAGCAAUACUAUUCUGUAGAAGGGUUUCUGGAUGUCUCUUUUUUAUCAUCCUACUUUUCAUCAGACUUCUGGGCUAUAUGUUUUUCCAUAUAACUUAUAUAAAUCCAGAUCUCCUUAUCAACGUACUGCCCAGGAUAUUGAACAGGGGCAUCUUGUGGAAGCUAAGAUUCUUCCUCUUUCCAUCUCUCACGCUGGAGACAGAGGACAUAUUACCUCACUGA